CGGAAAUCCGCCGUCACGCCGUAUCUCCGAUCAGCCUUCACUUUAUAUUGGCGUCCCAGUCUCCUCAUCUGUUUCUUGUCUUACCUCCCGCGGCUAUGAAUUCUCAUGCUCCGUCAAGAACCCCGGAUGAGAAGGAAGGAUCAGGCUACACUACAAUUUGCUAUGGAGACGAGCAAACAACACCACUCUUCAUCCUUCAUACCCGUGUCCCAGACUACAUAUCCAAUAUCAUUCUUUGUGUCACGACUUACAAGCAGGCAAACAGCCAAAACGAUUCUACCUUCAAACGGACCUUGUAACGGACUCAACAGGGCUCAUCCGCUCCGGCACCAGAUCCUUAUCCUGAAGAGCGGGCCUUUGCACUUUCGUGAACUUGGUUUUUACAAACAUCCAAGUCCUCUUCGGUUCCGCGGUUGGUCAGGAGCCGGCUGAGCAACAGCAGCAUUGACUCAUCCCAGCCGUCUCCUGGGACCGAUCGAGAUGCAUAUACACUACCCGUGCCUCGCUAUAGGGGAUAUUCUUCCCCCAAAUGUUCUCGAACCAGGCCCUUUCAAUGCUUACUCCCGUCUGCACUGCACCACAGUUGGUGCGUGAAUAUGUAGCAGGUACCCGACGAUCCUGGCGCCUAGCCAGGUCUAGGCUCGUCUGGAACCCACCAACCAUUCUGCGCUGUAGUACGAGCGGUUGUACCGAAUGGUAGCUGUGCUCCUCUCACCCGCCUCAUCCCUCUUUCCUCUUCCCUUCAGAUACAUCUUAUACGAAACCCCAGGCUCCCGUCGCGAUACUCGCCUUCUUACCUUCAUCUAUGAACCUUUCAC
Neurospora crassa OR74A is the source of this 818-nucleotide messenger RNA. RefSeq lists its product as hypothetical. Lineage: Eukaryota; Fungi; Ascomycota; Sordariomycetes; Sordariales; Sordariaceae. The record is from RefSeq and is a predicted model, not a curated record. Bases 106 to 432 code for a protein of 108 amino acids. The transcript is spliced from 2 exons.